Colossoma macropomum (tambaqui) is the source of this 2878-nucleotide messenger RNA. RefSeq names its product G protein-coupled receptor kinase interacting ArfGAP 2a (gene git2a). The record is from RefSeq and is a predicted model, not a curated record. Gene Ontology annotation, molecular function: GTPase activator activity; protein binding. Gene Ontology annotation, biological process: brain development; regulation of ARF protein signal transduction. Lineage: Eukaryota; Metazoa; Chordata; Actinopteri; Characiformes; Serrasalmidae.
GAGAGAGAGAGAGUCUCGGGUUCUCGCUGCUGUAGAUGAGCUGAAAUUCCUCAGUAGAGUUUCCGCAGCUGUGCAUCUCGAGUCGGGCAGCUUUGCUGAGCUGGUCUGUGGGCGUUCAGACGCUGCUGGAGGGGGUUCUGUGGAUCCGCGUCAGUUCUAGCUAGUUUUAGUUGUUCUUUAACUCCACAGGAUCGCGGUUUGCUUCGGCUCCGAGCGCCGUACGCUCCUCCAUCGAUGCGAGCUGCCCUGUAAUGUGGGUCAGAAUGUUAGUUUCAGGGUUUAGAGGUCCAGUUCGGGGUUGAAUGGUGAUUAAAACCGGAGGAGAACAUCAUGUCUAAACGGGGGAGAAGCAGUGAAGUGUGCGCGGACUGUGGUUUACCAGAUCCGCGCUGGGCAUCGGUGAACAGAGCAGUGCUGAUCUGUGAUCAGUGUUGCAGUGUGCAUCGCAGUCUCGGACGCCACAGCUCACAAAUACGCCACCUCGUACACACCUCCUGGCCUCCAACACAGCUACAGAUGGUCCAGGCGUUGUAUAAUAAUGGAUCAAACUCAAUCUGGGAGCAGUCUCUGCUGGACUCAGCCUCAACGACGAGCGGCAAGAGGAAGGCCAGUCCUCAGGAUAAACUCCACCCAAACAAAGCUGAGUUUAUAAGAGCCAAAUAUCAAAUGCUGGCUUUCGUCCAUCGGGCACCCUGUCGCGAUGAGGACAGUUAUACCGCUAAGGACCUGAGCAAGCAACUUCACUCCAGCGUGCGGACGGGUAAUCUGGAAACGUGUCUGCGGUUACUCUCACUUGGAGCUCAAGCCAACUUCUUCCAUCCGGAGAAAGGCACCACGCCGCUGCAUGUUGCAGCUAAAGCAGGGCAGGUGUCGCAGGUGGAGCUGCUCUCGGUGUACGGAGCCGACCCUGGAGCUCCAGACGCCAACGGAAAAACACCCAUCGAGUACGCAAGACAGGCCGGCCACCUGGACCUGGUAGAUCGUCUGGUGGAAAUUCAGUAUGAACUGACCGACAGACUGGCCUUUUACCUGUGUGGCCGUAAGCCAGAUCAUAAGAAUGGACAACACUUCCUCAUCCCGCAGCUGGCCGACAGCAGCCAAGAUUUAACAGAGGUGGCCAAGGCUGCAAAAAGAAAACUACAGUCGCUCAGUAAUCACCUGUUUGAGGAGCUGGCGAUGGACGUGUACGAUGAGGUGGACAGAAGAGAAACAGACGCUGUUUGGUUGACCACUCAGAGCCACAGCACCUUGAUGACUGAAGCCGUGCUCGUGCCUUUCCUUCCUGUAAACCCCGAAUACUCCUCUACACGAAACCAGGGAAGACAGAAACUUGCCAGAUUCAACACUCACGAGUUUGCGACUCUUAUCAUCGACAUACUGAGUGAUGCGAUGCGUCGUCAGCAGGGGAGCUCGGCCACGAUUCCUAAAGACGAGCUGACUCUAAAGCGCUCGAGCAGUCGGCGCCCAAGCGAAAGCCAAGACACCGAUCAACACGACUACGACAGCGUGGCUUCAGACGAGGACACGGACGUCGAAGCGCAUUCUCUGAAAACAGGCCGAGCUAAGAGUCUGGACUCUGAUGUGUCGGACGGUCCAGUGUCGGUGCAGGAGUUUUUGGAGGUGAAGAACGCUCUGACAGCCUCCGAGGCCAAAAUCCAGCAGCUGAUGAAGGCCAACGUCACGCUGAGCGAGGAGCUGCGGCUCCUGCAGAAAAAGCUUCGCUCUCUGCAAAGUGAGAACAGCUCUCUCAGAUGCCAGACUUCAGCUCAGCCUCCCUGUCAGACCCCUAGAGCUCCUGAAGCCCCUAAUCACUCCGUACCGCCAUCCUCCUUCGCCCUGAAAAGUCGCCCCAUAACUAUGUACGAGACGAGCUCAGGUCUGAGGCCUUUUCUCAAAGCAGAGACGUCUCAGCUUGAGGAGUUUCCCUCCCUGCAACCCUUCCUAAUGCAUGUCUCCAAGGCUGAUAAGCAGAGCUGUGACGGUGACUAUGACAACACAGUCAACGACUCAGAACUGGAGGAUUCUGGGGUGCGAGUCAUUGGCUGGGGGGAGGAGCCAGAGGAUCUGGAGGUGGAGCUUAACCUUGCGCUCCCCACCACUGAGGACGUGAUCCGCAAAACAGAGCAGAUUACCAAAAACAUCCAGGAGCUGCUGAAAGCUGCCCAGGACAGCCAGCAGGACAGCAGGCUGUGUGAGCCGCGGGACAGCGUGCGGAGGCUCCGGCACAGUCUGGGCUGUUUCAGCACACUCAUGCCCUGGGCCGAGAAGCCCCCCUCCCCCAUGCAGCCUUUCGGUCUCCGCGGCUCUGGAACGUCCAGCAACCCCAAAACCCCCAACAACCCUGUCAAUCCCAUCAGCCCCAGCAACCCGGCCUCCUGCUUUGUAUCCUGUGCAGAAAGAAUACACAUGGCUGUAAGUGACAUGGUGGCUUUAUUUCCCAAGAAGCCUCGCUCGGAGACAGUUCGUGGCUCUUUGCGGUCGCUGAAGUCCAAUGCCCACCGGCUGCAGGUCCAGUGCAGGAAAACGUCCAAUCCAGACAGCGUCUUCACACAGCAGGUCAUCCAGUGCGCCUACGACAUCGCCAAGGCUGCCAAGCAACUUGUAACCAUAACAACCAAAGAGAACAGCAUCUGAUCCCCCCGAUUCCUUCUGGAAACCAAAACCUACAAGCCCCGCCCAUUCCUCUCCCUGCAGCCUCAGGCUGACUUGUGUGGAUUUUUUAUAGCUUAUAAAAUCAGUUUAUUUUGUAUUUUAUAUGUAUUUGUUUGCAACUAUUUGAAGACAACAUUAAUACCAUUUAUAAAAUUCGAAUACAACCCUGUUUCCAAAAAAUUUGGGACACUCUGUAAACUGUAAAUAAAAACAGAAUGCAUUGUUA